ACACAGAUUUUAGGUGCAAGUAUGAAAUUUCUCGAUUGGUUGGAGGCUGGUGUUACAAAGAUUUUAGGCGGACCACAACUCCAAUAGUCACAAACGCUCGUCCUGGCAUUGUAGAAUCUGAUCCUCUCUCACUCUCUCUCGCUCUCUUGCUCUCUCGCAGUCAGCAGAUCCUUCUUUUCAGCCUUUCCAGAAUCAACGCCACCGUCAACACCACCUUGACAUUGCAAUACCACCCACGCAGAAACCCGAGCAGACAACACAGAGCAAAUCGCAAUGGCUCGUAACGAAGAGAAAGCGCAGUCGAUGCUCAAUCGAUUCAUCACACUCAAAGCCGAAGAGAAGAAGAAGCCAAAAGAGCGACGUCCAUACCUGGCCUCCGAAUGCCGGGACCUUGCCGAGGCCUCCAAAUGGAGGCAGCAAAUCAUGGGAGAGAUUGGCCGAAAAGUCGCCGAGAUCCAAAACGAAGGGCUCGGCGAGCACCGUCUCCGCGACCUCAACGACGAGAUCAACAAGCUCAUACGGGAGAAGGUUCACUGGGAACGACGAAUUGUUGAGCUCGGAGGCCCUAACUAUGCGAAACACGCCCCUAAGAUGACGGACCUCGAUGGCAACAUCAUCGACGUCCCAAACCCUAGCGGCCGAGGCCCUGGGUAUCGGUAUUUCGGCGCGGCGAAGAAGUUGCCGGGAGUCAGAGAGCUUUUCGAGAAGCCACCGGAGCUGAGAAAGCGGAGGACGAGGUACGAUAUAUACAAAAGGAUUGAUGCGAGCUAUUAUGGGUAUAGGGACGAUGAGGAUGGGGUUCUGGAGAAGGUUGAGGCUCUGGCGGAGGAGAAAAUGAGAGCGGAGGCCGUGGCGGAGUGGAAACGGAUGGAGGAGAUAAGGAAAGAGGCACGGAGGGCUGUGAAGAGUGGGGAGGUGGUGUCGGUGGCGAAGGCGAAGGAGGUUUUGUUUGAAGAGGAAGAAGAGGUGGUUGAGGAGGAGAGGCAGAGAGAAAGGGAAUUACAAGAGAGGAGUGAGAGGGAGAAAGAGUUUGUGGUGCACGUGCCCUUGCCAGACGAUAAGGAGAUUGAGAAGAUGGUGCUGGAGAAGAAGAAGAAGGAGCUGCUGAGCAAGUAUACUAGUGAUGGAUUGUUGGAGGAGCAGACUGAGGCCAAGCAGAUGCUUAACAUUCAGCGCUAGAAUGCAGACACCAAGAAAGAGAAAGAGUAUGUUACUGCGUUUAAUUUGAUUCAUUGACUGAUAAGAAGUUGUUUGUUCUUAUCAAAUUGAUGUUUAAGAUGGAUUUUUGAUGUAUUAAUGUUAGGUUGAAUUCUCUUGGGUUAUUGGUAGGCUUUGUUAAGUAAGUGUUUGUAAGGUAUUUAGAUGGUGGAUUGAGUAAUAGUUAUCCUUGAUGAUGAAACAAGUUAUAUUUGUCACCUUGGAUUUAAUUUCAAGGAGCUAUAAUUAUCAGUUGAUUAUGACAAGUUUUGUUAGCCUUUCUACUA
This is a messenger RNA of Prunus persica (peach), 1484 nucleotides long. RefSeq names its product pre-mRNA-splicing factor ISY1 homolog. Gene Ontology annotation, biological process: mRNA 3'-splice site recognition; generation of catalytic spliceosome for second transesterification step. Gene Ontology annotation, cellular component: post-spliceosomal complex; Prp19 complex; catalytic step 2 spliceosome. Bases 274 to 1179 code for a protein of 301 amino acids. The transcript has 2 exons. Lineage: Eukaryota; Viridiplantae; Streptophyta; Magnoliopsida; Rosales; Rosaceae. The record is from RefSeq and is a predicted model, not a curated record.